AUGGCGGAAUUCUUAGUGGUGGACUGCCCGACCACGUACAACGUCAUCCUUGGAAGGCCAAUCCUGGAUGAUUUAAGCGCAAGCACAUCGGUGCGCUACCAAGCAAUGAGAUUUUUGACUUUCGGGGGAGUUGUGACGAUCAGGAGUUGUACCAAGGAAUCUCAAGAAUGCUAUAACCGAGCUAUAAACGCUGCACAGAAAUGGCCACACCCAAAGACAAUGAUCAUCGCAGAAUCCAAGUUGAACCCCGAGCCACUAAAGGACAUUAUAGAUCCUCGCAUCCAUAAAGAAGAGCCCGCAGUUAGACCGACCGAAGAGUUGCUAAGAAUAAGUGCUAGUGAGGAAGAUCUAACUCGCGUGCUAAAAAUCGGCAACAACUUGACCAGAGAAAUGGCUGAUAAUCUGGUCGAGUUCCUAAAAUGGAACCUCGACGUAUUCGCAUGGGUGCACACAGAUAUGGUUAGGAUCAGCCCCGAGGUGAUGUGCCACAUGUUGAACCUCGACCCACAGGCUCAGCCCAUAAGGCAGAAAAGAAGGGCCAUUGAUGCAGAGCGCUCUCAGGCACUCAAGGAUGAAGUUGAAAAACUCCUAGAAAUCAACUUCAUCAGGGAAGUCAAGUACCUCGACUGGCUCGCCAAUCCAGUCCUAGUCAAGAAGUCAAACGACAAGUGGCAAACUUGCGUCGACUUCACGAAUUUGAACAAAGCCUGUUUGAAAGACAAUUUUUUGCUACCAUGGAUUGACAAGCUAGUAGAUGUGACAGCAGGAAAUGCACUAUUAUGCUUUAUGGAUGCAUACUCGGGAUAUAACUAG
This is a messenger RNA of Pistacia vera, 813 nucleotides long. RefSeq lists its product as uncharacterized. The transcript has a single exon. Bases 1 to 813 code for a protein of 270 amino acids. NCBI's taxonomy places the organism in Eukaryota, Viridiplantae, Streptophyta, Magnoliopsida, Sapindales, Anacardiaceae. The record is from RefSeq and is a predicted model, not a curated record.